AAGUGCAGCCUGCGCUCGUGGGUCUCGUCAGCUGAUCGGAGCAGGAGGAGGCGGUGGUGGGAGAGAGAGGGAGGGAGAGGGCCGAGCCGAGCCUCUUGGCGGUCUCUGGGGGCCGGAGCCAAGGAGGUGCUGCGCGGCGGCGGCGGCGGCUUGGAAGAGCUGUCCGGGCAGGCUGGGCCGGAGCAGCCAUGGCUUCCAUUCUGGACCAGUACGUGGACUCGCUUUCGCACUCGGCUUCCUCGCAGCAGAACCGCGCCAGCCUGGGCAUCCCGCACACGGGUAGGAGGACGGGAAGCAGAAUCCAUUCAUUAGUGCACUUGAGUCUCUUCUUUCAAGCAGCGUGUAUUUCGGCUCUUUCUGCCUCCUCCUCUCUGCUAGGAGUUGAAUGCACAUUUUCCCCAUGCCCCCUUCCAUGGGCGUAGCCAAGGGGGGGGCAGGGAGGGGCAGCUGCCUUCCCCUCAAAAAUAAAUAAAAAUGCAUAGCAAACUGUGGUUCUGCCUCUCCCCCCCCCCCCAACAAAAGGCCUGCAAAAAAAACAACAACCACCAACAAAAAUACUGGAUCCACCCAUGCGCCCUUCGCUUUUAAGGCCGCUCUUUCCCGAGUAAGCAGCCAUAGGCUCUGUUGAGCGAUCAGAAUUCUAAUUCUUCUGGAUCCCUCGCCGGUGUGGCAAAACGUUUUGUUGUCUUCCCUCCUGUUUGUUACUCUCAGAUCAAAACCCCACUGCUUCUGCUUCUUUCUCAGUUCACAACGGAGGCGAUUUAUCUCUUCAAAAUGUUUAGAUCCCACUCUCCUACCUGAGGAGGGGUGUCAGAGAGGUUUAGGGCAAAUCUAAAACAUGAUUAGAACUUUGAAAUAACCAUGUUUGUGUGCCACCACACAAAAAUGAAGCAGCAGAAGUAAUCACUAAGCAGUACCAUGAACGGCCUACUCUUGCUGUCAGAAGGCAUUUGAAGUUGUUUAUAUCUGGAAUUUCAUAGUCUAGAAGAUGCUACUGGAGUAGAAAUUCAGUCCUGUGUCACUGUGUGCUAGGAUGUACAACAGUCUUCUGUGCUGGUUGCAACCCACAGGUAGAUCUGUGGGGGAAGAGAUGGUCCUUCAGAUGCUACAGAUAGUCUCAACAGAACAGAAAUGAUAGUUGAAAAAAGGAGCCCACAGCUGACCUCUUGUUAUACUCUGUCAUACACUUUUUAUUUUUCGUGUCACUCCCAUUUGAAUGAAAAGCAAACAGAAUCUGCGGUUAUCUAGAUGCCGUCCUAUUUUAACACAGGUUGUGAUUUGAGGGUAACCUUAAAGCAGGGUCAAAAUAUGGAAGACAGCUGCCAUAGUGCCUUUCUGUGUUUCAGUUCAGUGCUAAUGGAACUUUCCCAUUCCAGAAUAUAGUAAGGAACUCCUUGGGAAGAACUGAGGCAAGUGGAACAGCAUAGGUCAAUGUUGCAAAGAAUGAAGCCAGAUGAUCUGGAACAUUUGCUUUAGUCCAUGUCAGUUCUUCCAAGUACAUGUUACUUGUGAACAUUUUCCCAGGCUUGUAUUGCCGCUUAUAUAAAUUCCUUUGGCAUCAGGGUUCUCCACCCCUACAUUUGCUUCCAGUGAAUCUGAUAUUAAUUAACUUGGGAAGGGACCCACAACUGCUCAUCCCAUUUUUGUCAUCCACCCUGAGGUAAUAUGGGCAGAUCUUGUUAGCAGAUCUUGUUUAAAGGGGUUUCUACUGUUCUGCAGACUUGCAAUGAAUGUGAGCCUAGGAAAAAUGGGUGUCUUUGAAGGACAGAUGUGGUCCAAAAGCUCUGAUACUAUCUGUUUGUGGAUGAUAAAAAAUGGCUCCAUUUAUGUGUUGUUCUAUGAGGAUGUCACACUAUUUUCCAGUUCAGUGGAAAACUGUGCUUUUCUCCUUGAUCUUGAAAAGAGACAUAUUUAUCUUGGGAAGGUUUCAAAAGUUCUUGAAACUACACAUUUUUAAGUUUCCCAAACAGAAGGCUGUGUAUCUGUGUAGUAAAAUAACAUCCUUGAAUAUUUGUAUGAAUGAAGAUUCUGCAUCUUUCUGUACUGGCCAGUGCGAUUUACUGUCAACUAACGUUUGCGGUCACUAGUGAGAUGAAAGCCCUAACAAAUGUGGUUAAGUGUGUUCAGUGAAAUUGUUUGCAGCUGUCAUUAGCGUGUGUGUUGUAACUUCCUGCAUUUAACGGAACACUUUUAAAAUGGAAAGUGAACCAAAAGGAAAGGGAUAUAUAUUUUGGAAAGCACAUUAGAUUCAUUUCCACUUUGAGUCAUCAUCUUUUAUGUAUGGUAGCUGUAGAUUGAAUGAGAGAUUAUAAUGUUACAGCACAAUGCUGUGCAUGUCUGCUUGGAAACAAGUUGUAUCUUUAUUCUCAAUAUUUCCAGAUUAAUAUCUUUUAACACUGAGAUUCUUAUAGUAGUCUUUGUUUAACCUACUCCACAGUCUGCUUUUGCAUGCAUUUUUUUAUUCACUCAUUCAUUUUACUUGCAUGCCACUUUGCCAAAAAAACCCCAACCAUGCUCAAAGUGGCUUACAACAAAUAAAUGGAUGCAUUUCAAACACACACUACAAAAACAAUUUCAUAUUAACAAAGCAACCAUUUCAUAAUACAGCAAAAAAGCAAUUAAAAUAACACAUCAAACAACCAUAUUCCAAUACAAUAAAUAUAUCAAGAUUACUUAAAUAACAUGCAGCACCCAGCUGUAAAAAUAUCAAGGGGGCUUCACAGUUUCACCAUAGUCCUAGAAGCACCCCUCGCAUGAUGUUGAAUUUUAUUUGCAGUGCAUACAUUUUGCAAACUUGCUUGCAUUAUUACUUGUGUGCUGGUCCUUCUUUUCUGGUUUAUUCAUGGCUUAUAUAAAGCAACUGACUCUUCCUAGAGCUCUUUGGUGUUUUUCUGUUCUUUUGGCACACUCUGUGGGCAUGAGGGUGGGCACUCUGCCCAUGCCUCAACAGGAAUAAAUUAAUGUUUCUUUUUAUUUUAUUUGGCACAAAGGACAGUUAACUGUUUUCAGUAAAUGCAGUGUAUGUAAUUGGAUCACUUUUCCAUGUCUAGUAAGUGCAUGGCAGUUGAGGGUUUAUACACAAGAUUGUGCUGCAGUUUGAUUUCAAUUUUUUAAAACCUAACUGUUUCCUUCUUUUUUAAGGGUAUGUGAAUGCUCGCCUAGAAAAAGAGACCCCAAUUUUUAACAAACAGCGGAUUGAUUUCAACCCCCCUGAAAAGAUUAAUAGCCUGGUUGUCUCUUCAAACCAGCUGUGUAUGAGUCUUGGGAAAGACAUCAUUUUUAGGUAUGUGCAGUCUUUUGUUAUCCUGUUUGAAAUUUCAUAGGGUGUGGGAAGGAUGAAAGAAGAACAUGAUGCUGAAUUCCUCCCUCCUAUUAUUAAUCAAUUUAUUAGACGCUUUCUACUAAAAAAAUAAUCCCAACAUAAAAUUACAAACUAUAAAAAUAUACAUGAAUUGAAAGCAGAGAUAAAGUCAACCCACAACUGUGUCAGUACAAUUUUAAAGCGACCCACACAUCCCCAAGGAAAAUACAUGUAUCAUAAUCGGCACAAAGUAAAUCCCUUAAAUGUCCAGCAAAACCUAAGGAUGUUAACAGUCAGGUGUCUGGUUGAAGAGGAGAGUCUUUAUCUAGUGCCAAAAUGAUGUGAAUGUCUGUAUUUGGUGGACUUUCCACAUUCCACAAAAUAGGGUCCAUAACUGUGAAGGUCCUUUUUCUUGUCACCAUGGAGGCACAUGGCAAAGGUCCUCAUAUGACAACCUCCGGGUCUGGACCCACUACUUUACACAAUCUGUGACUUACUGGGAUUCAGUUUUAUUUAACUAGCCCUCAUUGAGCCCAUUAUGUUGACCAGACAGUGGCCCGGCCCCUUCACCUGACUCAAGUGACUUGGAGAAAAAGAUCUGAGUGUUGUCAGCAUACCGAUGACACCUAACUCUCAAAUAUUUGCUGACCUUUCCCAGCAACUUUAUAUAGAUGUUAGAUAGCAUGGAGGACAGCACAGAACCCUGCAGUACCUCACAGAGUAAUGGCAACAGGACAGAGCAGAAGUUACCCAUCUGGAACUAAUGCUGUAGGUAGGAAGAGAACCACAAUAGCGCAAUGCUCCCAUCUCAUAGAGGCAGUCUCAUAAUAUACCAUGGUUGAUGAUAUUAAAAGCUGUUGAGAGUUCCAGCAUAAUUAACAUCUAGAUGAGGACAUCAGGAACAGAACAUCAGUCAUGGCAACUGAGGCUGUUCCAGUCCCAAAUCCCAGCCUGAAUGAUAAUUCUGCCAAGCAGCAAAGUUUCUGCUAGUCCCACCCAAUCCCACCCCCUAAUUUUCAACCAUUUGCUUUCUUUCCCCUUUUAUGUAGGCUUGACCUGGCCAAGGCAGAUGAGCCUAACCAGGUAGAGCUGGGACGAAAGGAUGAAGCCAGAGUUCACAAGCUCUUUUUGGACCACACAGGUGAGGCAAGAAGAGGAGCUGCAAAGUGCUCUGGCAUCUUCAGUAAAUGCCACAAACAUUAUGUUACGGAGUUUGUUUGUUUUUUGCAUGCAAUAUGAAUGUUUCUGUCUAGAAAAGCCAUCCCUAGUUCACUCCAUAUACAGUAUUAACAAAAUAUAUUUUUCUCCCUUAAGGAAUUUUUUGUAAAGUGCACAUUCAUGUGAAAACACACAUUUGCAGUAGCCUCUGUUAUUCUUUCUUCUUUUACCUAUAGUUUUGGUCAGACCAUCCUGUAAGGGUAUUCCUUCAGUACACUUUUUGCCAAUUAAAUGUGGUCAUAGCACAGUGAUGAUAUUCAGACUUGGAUGUCCAAAAGUCGUUAUCUUAAGAUUUAUCACAGGAGCACUGCAGCUUGUAUGCUUUCUGUCUUCUCAAGAUAAACUGAUCUUUGAGUGAAGCUGGGAAUGUUUCUGUUAACUGAAAUAAGGUAAUGUGUUAGCUGAUAUCUUAAUAAGGGUUUUAAAAAAUAUUCAAAUUUGUAGCAAAUUUGACAUCUACUGACACCAAAAGAAGCCAAAUUCUAAGUCACAUUUAUGCAUAAUUAUGAGUGUUCUCAUUUGGAUAGAAACAAUGAAGGCAAGUAGGAGAUUCCUGAAGAAUAAUCAGGAUUUUUAAUGGCCUUCCUGUCUAAAUGUGUAUGAAGUGAUAUGUUAUACUGUUAUGCUAGGUAUUUAAUGAUAUGACAAAUAUGAUGUGGAGGAGGGGAGAUGAAUAUUUUGUGCUUGUCAAAUUUAUUUCUAGAACCUUCUGAAAACUUUAGGCAUCAGAAGAUGUGUCUAAGGAGAGGAAUUUUGCUAUGAUCCUCUGUUUUCAUCUUUGUUGCUGUGCCCCUUUUUUACUACAGGUUCUCACCUUAUCAUUGCCCUGAACACCAGUGAGUGUCUCUAUUUGAACCGAAGUGCUCAGAAGGUGCGGAUCCUGUCACGCUGGAAAGGUCAUUUGAUUGAAAGUGUGGGCUGGAACAAGUUCCUUGGCUCGGAGAUGAACACGGGCCCCAUUUUGGUGGGAACAUCCCAAGGCCAGAUAUACGAGGCUGAGGUCUCUGUCAGUGAAGGCAGUCUCUUCGGCACUAACCCUGACCAGUAUUUCCGCCAGAUCUAUAACCUAGAAGAGGAGGCAGGACCUGCCCCAGUCUGCUGCCUCGAGAUAGAACGAGGAAUCGAUGGGAAGUGCUUUAUCAUUGCUACUACUCGCAAGAGGCUUUUCCAGUUUGUGGGCAAGAUUCCAGAGGGAUCUGAACAGCAAGCCUUUGGAGCAAUAUUUAGCAUGCCCGCAGAUCACCUGCCCGGCUUCCGCGAGUUUCCAGCUAGCCUUGGCUACAGCGAAAUUGCAUUUUAUACUCCUAAGCUUCGCUCCACCCCCAGUGCUUUUGCUUGGAUGAUGGGCAACGGUGUCCUGUACGGAUCGCUGGACUACGGACGUCCCGACUCUAUUCUUAGCGAUGAGCAGGUCUGGGAAUAUCCAUCUGAUGUAGAUGCGGUAGCCAACAAGCCCAUGAAUAUAGUGCUCACGCAGUUUCAUUUUCUGCUGCUGUUUCCCGACAGAGUGAAGGCUGUGUGUACCCUGAAUGGGCAAGUUGUCUUCCAGGAUGUGUUCUUGGAAAAGUUUGGCUCGCUGAAGCGUAUGAUCAAAGACCCCGCGUUUGGGCAAAUCUGGAUCCACACAGAAAAGGCCGUGUUUCGAUACAAUGUGCAGCGAGAGUCCCGUGACGUGUGGAAGAUGUAUACGAACAUCAACAAGUUUGAUCUGGCUAAAGAGUACUGCAAGGACCGCCCCGAGUGCUUGGAUAUCGUGCUGGCCAAGGAGGCUGAAUAUUGCUUCCAGAACAAGAGAUACCUGGAUAGUGCAAAGUGUUACGCAUUGACUCAAAAUUACUUUGAGGAGAUUGCGCUUAAAUUUAUCGAAGCCAAGCAGGAAGAGGCGCUGAUGGAGUUUCUGAUUAAGAAACUGGCUAGCUUGAAGCCUUCGGAAAAGACUCAGACAACCCUGCUGACCACGUGGCUGACGGAGCUGUACUUAAACCGCCUAGGAGUCCUGGAAGCAGACGCAUCCAAACGGGACCUCUACGAGAAGACCCGGGACAAGUUCCGCAGCUUCCUGGGCAGCCCCAAAAACAAAGACUGCCUGUUCAACAACCGAGCAACCAUUCACGAGCUGCUGGCGAGCCACGGCGACACGGAACACAUGGUGUACUUUGCCGUCAUAAUGCACGACUACGAACGGGUGAUAGCCCAUUACUGCCAGCAUGAGAAUUACAACGAAGCUCUGGAAGUCCUGUCCAAAAUCAGGGACGACGUGCUCUUCUACAAGUUUUCUCCAGUCUUGAUCCAGCACAUCCCCAAGAAGCUGGUGGAUGCUUGGAUCGAAAUGGGAAAGAAGUUGGAUGCCAAGAACCUCAUCCCCGCCCUUGUCAACUACAGCCAGAGUGGGAGCACCGAACAGAUCAACGAAGCCAUUCGAUACAUGGAGUUCUGUGUGAGUGAACUGAAGGAAACUCAGCAAGCCAUUCACAAUUACCUCUUGUCGCUCUAUGCUCUGUGUCGCCCUGACUCGCUGUUGUCGUAUCUGGAACGCGCUGGAACCUACGCCGACAACAUCCACUAUGACCUGAAGUACGCACUUCGGCUCUGUGCAGAACACGGCCACCACCGGGCUUGUGUCCAUGUGUACAAAGUUAUGGAGAUGUACGAGGAAGCUGUGGAUCUCGCUUUGCAGGUAGGGGAACAAUGACCCCAUUCGUUUAUGCACUUGAAAAUGCAUUAGAUUUAUUUCAAAGCUUGAAAGGAUUGUGGAAGUUUUGGUGUAGACAGAAGACCUGGGAAACACUGUUGUCGUAUUCAUUGACUGGAAAGCAAGAGUCUGUUAGAACAGUGUUGUCUAAGGGAAUAAUUGCAUUGCUGGCUUGGUUGGGUGUUCUUUUCAGCAGCAGCUAGCAGUUGUUUGGGGGGAAACUCACAAGAAGCGUAUGGUUAUCUGUCCCAACACCUGGCAUUUUGAGAGAUUCUGUUUCUAGACAACAAGGUUUCAUUUAGCUCUUCUAUGUCACCUUCACGUAAUUGCUGCUGGGCUGUGUACACUUGGCGUCCAUCUACUGUUGGAAGGCUCUUAGAUCCCAGCAGAGACUUCUGUCAGUGGAACAGGGAGUGAAGACAUCUUUGGAAAUUCCCGUUCCCCACUGCAUCGCUUCCAAUCUGCUCCAGAGGGUUGGGAGACCCUUUGGAAUAGCACAGGAAGUAAUGUAACGGGGAGGGCAAAAUCGCCAAAGAUCACCUUGAUCUGUGUUCCACUGGUGGAAGACUCCAAGCCUUUCAUCUGUGGAGAGACGUGAGUUUGAUAUAACCCACUGUCUGUACUUCUUCCAUUUUAUUUUCCUCUGACUUCACUGCUUAGAAUUCCCUCUCCUGGCCAUGUGUAUAUGGGGCACUUCUUGUGGUUCCCCAUGUCCCUAAGGUUCAGUCAGCCUUUAUUAGGGACUGAGCCCUUAACAUGGCAGGUCCUGCCCUGUGAAACUCCCUGCCAGUAGAGGCUCAGCAGGAACCUGGCUUCACUGUCUUUCAGACAAGCGUUUGAAAUGUGAAUUCUUCAACAUGUUCCUCUUUAAGGUGCCAUAUGACUAUUGUUCUCGUGGGCAAUUAAUGAAAGCAUCCAGUAACCUCCGUUUUGUAAGGAGAGCAUCCAAAUGGUCUUCUACAUUAUUAAUUCUCUCUAUGUUAAUAAUAAUAAUGAUAAUGAUAAUGAUAAUAGUAAUAAUAAUAUUAUUCAUACCCUGCCCAUCUGGUUUGGUUUCCCCAGCCAUGUUGGUUAAGAGCAAAAAGUGUGUCCCAUGGGGCAAUGCAACUCCUUUUGAAUUUUUCUGUCUUGUUUCAUCUAUGGAUAGAUGAGUUUUCAAAAUGAUCCCUGACCACUGAAAGCAGCAACCGAAAACAACAUCAAGAUUUCAUUGGGGGAGAUGAGACACAUCAUCUUCCUCUUGUUACCUUUAUUUUUAUGUAACUAUGUCUGGUUCCUCUUACCAGUGUCUUUCCUUUACCAACCAUGUAUUUAGUGACAGGAGCGAGGGGUAUAAAUGGUGACUAGUUCCUUAUCUUUCUUUCCUUCCUUUUUGCUUUGUUCUUCCCAGGUGGAUGUAGAUAUGGCAAAGUCCUGUGCAGACCUCCCUGAAGACGAUGAGGAGCUGAGGAAGAAGCUUUGGCUGAAGAUUGCGCGACAUGUCGUCCAGGAGGAGAAGGAUGUCAAGAAGGCCAUGGCCUGCCUUUCCAGCUGCAACCUGCUGAAGAUUGAAGAUGUCCUGCCAUUCUUUCCAGACUUUGUCACCAUUGAUCACUUCAAGGAAGCCAUCUGCAACUCUCUAGAGGCCUACAACAAGCACAUAGAGGAGUUGAAGACGGAGAUGGAGGAAGCCACACAGAGUGCCAAAAGGAUCCGGGAAGACAUUCAGGAAAUGAGGAACAAAUAUGGCUCUGUGGAACCCCAGGAGAAAUGUGCGGCAUGUGACUUCCCGCUCCUGAACCGCCCCUUCUACCUCUUCCUCUGUGGGCACAUGUUCCACUACGAUUGCCUUCUGCAGGCAGUUUAUCCAAACUUGCCUGCCUACAAGCAGGCUAAACUGGAAGACCUUCAAAAGAAGCUCUCGGCCACAAGCCAGCCCUCCAAAUCCCACCACCGGCCUAAGGACACCGAUACUUCUAGCCAAGGAAAGGGACAGUUAAGCCGUGAGCAGAUGAAAGCUGACAUUGAUGAUAUUGUGGCAGCUGAAUGUGUGUAUUGUGGAGAGCUGAUGAUCCGGUCCAUUGACAAGCCUUUCAUUGAUCCACAGAGGUAUGAAGAGGAGAUGCAGAGCUGGCUGUAAGGCCAACAUGUUCCUGCCUGCACUGGAGCAUGAAACUGCCUGCAGAGAGAGCAUGAGGCUUGGCAGUUAACCACCAGGCACCUUAGGCAUGUGGGCUCCAUGGGGAUUUGAAAAAGUAUUACGCGAGUCUCACAAUCUGUAAGUUAGUGGGGCAAAGUGGGGUGUCAGUAAUGGUCAUUGCUACUAAGGCAAUUAUAUUGAAGCUCUACAAAGCACUCUUAACGGCUGCCUACACAAGGCUUCUUCAGAGACAUCCUUAAUAUGAAUUCUAAAUGGAUGUUUUUCUUGCUGAGAGGUAACCAAACAUUACUGCUUGUGUUACCAUAUCUGGAUUACGCCCAUAUUUCUAUAACGAAUUGGGCCGUGGUGGGGAUACACUUGUAUUGUUUUCAAAUGUGGAGCAUCUCCUGCUGUUUUUCUUGGUCGUGAGACUGAGAUCGCGUUCUGUGUCAGAAAUAUAAAAGGAGAAAAUGUGCAUGAAGUUCUGUUACGGACACACAUCCAUUGUCUUAAUAUGGCAGGCAUAGGCAAAUUCGGCCCUCCAGAUGUUUUUGGGACUACAACUCCCAUCAUCCCUAGCUAACAGGACCAGUGGUCAGGGAUGAUGGGAAUUGUAGUCCCAAAACACCUGGAGGGCCAAGUUUGCCUAUGCCUGUAAUAUGGCAUAAAAGCUUCACAUUUAGGCAAAGCAAUCCCAUGUAAAAUGCUACGUUUUUAUUUUUCUCUUUUGAGGUUGUGUUGUUCUUUUUUUCUAGUUUUCUGAAAGCUUAUGUCAGGUAGCUGCUUGUUAACAUUCUGUACUUUUCUUCGUUUUGUUCACAGAAUGCAGGAAAAAAACUAUGGCACUCUGAAAUGAUAGCAUUUGUGCAGAUCUAAAAUGUUCCAUGCUAGUUUUGUUGCCUUUUUAUUUUUUACACUAUCUCAUUUGAAUGUUCACACUGCCCCUCAUUAUAGCAGCACCUAGGCAUUCCUGGUCUUAACAGCUGUACACUAUUAGCUGCACAUUUUUGUGGACUGAUAUUAAAACAUAGAAUUGGAAACUCGCAUGUCGCCAACAGCAAAUCCAUCCUGAAGCUGGAGCACGACAAUUCAGGUUUCACAUCCUUAAAUGACCAUAGAAAAAUGGUGUGGUUGGAACAACUGUUGGAUGUAAGGUGAAAGGUAUCUUUCCUCCCUCCCUCUUUAAAGGUAAUAAUGAUGUGGAAUAGACUUUAGGUCACAAGGAAAGCCAGCUAAGGGACUCAAAGUUUAAAUCAUGUCAAAGGUACUAUGUAACUGGAACUACAUUUCCUCUUUGUUCUAGUCUCCCCCCCCCUUUUUUUACAUUCUUUAUUAUUCUGUAAAAUGUGGCAAAAUAGAACUACAUUUGGGAUACAAGGUUUCUAGUUCCUUAUGAUUUUUCCUGGAAAUAUCCCAGCUUCUUUAUAAAAGCAACCCACAGAACCAUCAGAAUGUCUGAUGCAAUUAUUUUGUGGCGUUAUUAUCAUAAUUAUUUUUAGACUGCCCUACUUUAAGAAACCAUUCAGCACAUACGAAGGGUGGAAAUUUGAAGUCUUGUAUGACCUACAAAACAAAAGGGAUUAUAUAGUGACAGAAGUCAAUAGGAAGCCACCACUCAUUCUUUCCAGGUACCAUACAAACUGUGACAAUCACAAAACAAUGAUUUUGUUUGUUUUCCCAUUGGUUUAAGAUACAAGUAAUUGAAAUCAAGAUGUUCCAUAAUUAAAUUCAUGCUAAGAAAACCAGGAGUUAUAAAAGAGUGGAGAAAAACAUUCCUCUCUUACCAAUACGGUAUGGAGGUACGGAUACCAAAUGAUGGAAAUGAAGGGGGCUAAAUUUGUUACUCAGAACUUGGCUUGUCGUCAGACACUUCAGCAUCAUUUUCUUGCUUAGAUUCAUCUUUUUCCUUUGCUCCUUUCUUCCCUUUGGCCACCUUUCAGUCGUCUCUCAUCAUUUGCUCCUUUUUCUUUAUCAGAUGCUUCUUUUGGGGGCUUUGACUGGUUUAGGUGGGUGGGGGCAAGUUUAGCAGAUAAUCUAGCUGAUUGUCUCAGUGGUGCCUCCAUUUCCUCACCUGCAGUUGCCGCCUUUCUUUUGGGCAGAGUUAAACCUUAAUAGAUGCAACCAAACAGCAUGAAUGGGGAGCACACGAUGGGUCCAGGCUGUGACUGAUCCACUCGCUCUUAGUUCUGGUUAUGAAUUACCUUUAAUAAUGAGCAAGGUUAUGUCUGAACUAGAGGGUUUCUAUGGUGAAGCUGCUUCUAAGGAUGUGCCUCAGUUGUUAUUUUUUAAAUGCACAUUAAACUUUUCUGAAAUGGUCAGCUG
Podarcis lilfordi (Lilford's wall lizard) is the source of this 11652-nucleotide messenger RNA. Lineage: Eukaryota; Metazoa; Chordata; Lepidosauria; Squamata; Lacertidae. The record is from the annotation of a GenBank genome assembly.